UGAUAGAAGUCUUAUAAACGCUUGAAAGAAAGGGCACCACACAGAGUUUUUACAAAAUUUACAAAACUGCAUUACAGAUGGAACAUGAACAAUAUUUUCUAAUGAAAUAUUGUAUCUGAUAGAAUAAACAAGCUACAAAGAUCAAAUAAUAACGAUGGUUUGUCGAAAUAUUUUCAGUUCUGCUCGAAUUGUUGCACAAUCUUUGAACUCUUAUGCUAAUACCAAAUCUAGAGUGCUUUGGAAAGCAUCACAAUGUACAAAUAUGAUAUCACUGAAAACACCUAGUCCUAGAUAUUACACAUACAGUUUCCAUAGAAGUAUUAUGAAUACAAUAUCAAAGGGAGACAAUUCAAAAGUUGUCUGCCCUUGUCAAUGUCACAGAGGAAUGGCAACUAAGGGGAAACAAUCACCAAAGCAAGUAACAGCUUUAACAGUGACAAGACUUAAGAAGAAAAGAGUAAAAGAAGAGAAAGAAAAAGAGGGAUAUAUGAAAGUAUUUGCUUACCCUUUAACAGAGCGUGUCAUUGACCUUGAGAAUCUGAAGAGGAUCAUUGGAAGUCAAGCUGUGUAUAAAGUUACACAAGUAAUGGAUGACUCUGGACAGACUAUAGCUUCUCACAUGGCAAUGAAUGACAUGGAAGAUUUAUUGCAUCUUACAUCAAAGUAUGUGAUAGGAGAAGCUGAUCGUACAAAAGAAGUUUUUAUAUUCAGGUGUGUAUCUGACAAAAGAUAUUUUCAGAUUUACAUGCAUUAA
Mytilus trossulus (common blue mussel) is the source of this 754-nucleotide messenger RNA. RefSeq lists its product as uncharacterized. The record is from RefSeq and is a predicted model, not a curated record. The coding region runs from base 155 to 754 and encodes 199 amino acids. Lineage: Eukaryota; Metazoa; Mollusca; Bivalvia; Mytilida; Mytilidae. The transcript is spliced from 5 exons.